Messenger RNA from Ictidomys tridecemlineatus (thirteen-lined ground squirrel), 15532 nucleotides. NCBI's taxonomy places the organism in Eukaryota, Metazoa, Chordata, Mammalia, Rodentia, Sciuridae. The record is from RefSeq and is a predicted model, not a curated record.
AUGGAGGCUGCCCCGGGGCCUGCUGGCUGGCAAUGCCGCUCCCGGAGGGCGGGGCAUACAGUUAUCCAGGUUGCGGGGCUGGCGGGCGGGCUGGAGGAGGCCGCCCGGGCCUCGGCAUGGAGUAGCAGCGGCCCGGCGUCAGAGGCGGAGGCUCGAGUCCUGUAUACAGAUUGCGGGGCGGGCAGGCGCGGCCCGGCGCUCUGCAUAGCGGCAGGCCGGGUGUGCGCAGCCGGGCGGCGCCGAGCGGCGGCCGCCGCCUCAGCAGCUUCUUCGUCGUCCGCCUCGUCUUCGUCUUCGUCAUCGUCCUCAGCCUCCUCUGGGCCAGCCCUGCUGCGGGUGGGCCCGGGCUUCGACGCGGCGCUGCAGGUCUCGGCCGCCAUCGGCACCAACCUGCGCCGGUUCCGGGCAGUGUUUGGGGAGAGCGGCGGGGGAGGCGGCAGCGGAGAGCUAACAACACAGAUCCCAUGUAGUUGGAGAACCAAAGGCCUCAUACAUGACAAAAAGACUGAACCGUUCAGGUUACUUGCAUGGAGUUGGUGCUUAAAUGAUGAGCAGUUCUUAGGUUUUGGCUCAGAUGAAGAAGUCAGAGUUCGAAGUCCCACAAGGUCUCCUUCAGUUAAAACUAGUCCUCGAAAACCUCGCGGGAGACCUAGAAGUGGCUCUGACCGAAAUUCAGCUAUCCUCCCAGACCCAUCUGUGUUUUCCCCUCUAAAUAAAUCAGAGACCAAAUCUGGAGAUAAGAUCAAGAAGAAAGAUUCUAAAAGUAUAGAAAAGAAAAGAGGAAGACCUCCCACAUUCCCUGGAGUAAAAAUCAAAAUAACACAUGGAAAGGACAUUUCAGAGUUACCAAAGGGAAACAAAGAAGAUAGCCUGAAAAAAAUUAAACGGACACCUUCUGCUACAUUUCAACAAGCCACAAAGAUUAAAAAAUUAAGAGCAGGUAAACUCUCUCCUCUCAAGUCUAAGUUUAAGACAGGGAAGCUUCAAAUAGGAAGGAAAGGGGUGCAGAUUGUACGACGGCGAGGAAGGCCUCCAUCAACAGAACGGAUAAAGACCCCUUCGGAUCUCCUCAUUAAUUCUGAACUGGAAAAGUCCCAGAAGGUUCGGAAAGACAAGGAAGGAACACCUCCACCCACGAAAGAAGAUAAGACAGUUGUCAGACAAAGCCCUCGAAGGAUUAAGCCGGUCAGGAUUAUUCCUUCUUCUAAAAGGACAGAUGCAACAAUUGCUAAGCAACUUUUGCAGAGGGCAAAAAAGGGGGCUCAAAAGAAAAUUGAGAAAGAAGCAGCACAGCUGCAAGGAAGAAAGGUGAAGACACAGGUCAAAAACAUCCGACAGUUCAUCAUGCCUGUUGUCAGUGCUAUCUCCUCACGAAUCAUUAAAACCCCUCGGCGGUUUAUAGAGGAUGAGGAUUAUGACCCUCCCAUUAAAAUUGCCCGGCUGGAGUCUACACCAAAUAGUAGAUUCAGUGCCACAUCCUGUGGAUCUUCUGAAAAAUCAAGUGCAGCUUCUCAGCACUCCUCUCAAAUGUCUUCAGACUCCUCCCGAUCUAGCAGCCCCAGUGUUACUUCCACAGAUUCUCAGGCCUCUGAGGAGAUUCAGGUACUUCCUGAAGAGCGGAGUGACACCCCUGAAGUUCAUACUCCACUGCCUAUUUCCCAGUCCCCAGAAAACGAGAGUAAUGAUCGGAGAAGCAGAAGGUAUUCAGUGUCAGAGAGAAGUUUUGGAUCUAGAACAACUAAAAAAUUACCAACUCUGCAGAGUGCCCCCCAGCAGCAGACCUCCUCCUCUCCACCUCCACCUCUGCUUACUCCCCCUCCUCCACUGCAGCCAGCCUCCAGUAUCUCUGACCACACACCCUGGCUUAUGCCUCCAACAAUCCCCUUAGCAUCACCGUUUUUGCCUGCUUCUGCUGCUCCCAUGCAAGGGAAGCGAAAAUCUAUUUUGCGAGAGCCGACAUUUAGGUGGACUUCUUUAAAGCAUUCUAGGUCAGAGCCACAAUACUUUUCCUCAGCAAAGUAUGCCAAAGAAGGUCUGAUUCGCAAACCAAUAUUUGAUAAUUUCCGACCCCCUCCACUAACUCCUGAGGAUGUUGGCUUCGCAUCUGGUUUUUCUACAUCUGGUUCUGCUGCUUCAGCCAGGUUGUUUUCACCACUCCAUUCUGGAACAAGGUUUGAUAUGCACAAAAGGAGCCCUCUUCUGAGAGCUCCAAGAUUUACUCCAAGUGAGGCACACUCUAGAAUAUUUGAGUCUGUAACCUUGCCUAGUAAUCGAACUUCUGCUGGAACAUCCUCUUCAGGAGUAUCUAAUAGAAAAAGGAAAAGAAAAGUGUUUAGUCCUAUUCGAUCUGAACCAAGAUCUCCUUCUCACUCUAUGAGGACAAGAAGCGGAAGGCUAAGUACUUCUGAGCUGUCACCUCUCACCCCCCCGUCUUCUGUCUCUUCCUCGUUAAGCAUUUCUGUUAGUCCUCUUGCCACUAGUGCCUUAAACCCAACUUUUACUUUUCCUUCUCAUUCCCUGACUCAGUCUGGGGAAUCUCCAGAGAAAAAUCAGAGACCAAGGAAGCCGACUUGUGCUCCAGCAGAGCCAUUUUCAUCAAGUAGUCCUACUCCUCUCUUUCCUUGGUUUACCCCAGGCUCUCAGACUGAGAGGGGGAGAAAUAAAGACAAGGCCCCUGAGGAGCUGUCCAAAGAUCGAGAUGCUGAGAAGAGCAUGGAGAAGGACAAGAGUAGAGAGAGAGAUCGGGAGAGAGAAAAAGAGAAUAAGCGGGAGUCAAAGAAAGAGAAAAGAAAAAAGGGAUCAGAAAUUCAGAGUAGUUCUGCUUUGUAUCCUGUGGGUAGGGUUUCCAAAGAGAAGGUGGUUGGUGAAGAUGUUGCCACUUCAUCUUCUGCCAAAAAAGCAACUGGGCGGAAGAAGUCUUCAUCACUUGAUUCUGGGACUGAUAUUGCUUCUGUGACUCUUGGGGAUACAACAGCUGUCAAAACCAAAAUACUUAUAAAGAAAGGGAGAGGAAAUCUGGAAAAAAACAACUUGGACCUCGGCCCAACUGCCCCAUCCCUGGAGAAGGAGAAAACCCUCUGCCUUUCCACUCCUUCAUCUAGCACUGUUAAACAUUCCACUUCCUCCAUAGGCUCCAUGUUGGCUCAGGCAGACAAGCUUCCAAUGACUGACAAGAGGGUUGCCAGCCUCCUAAAAAAGGCCAAAGCCCAGCUCUGCAAGAUUGAGAAGAGUAAGAGUCUUAAACAAACUGACCAGCCCAAAGCACAGGGUCAAGAAAGUGAUUCAUCAGAGACCUCUGUGCGAGGACCUCGAAUUAAACAUGUCUGUAGAAGAGCUGCUGUUGCCCUUGGCCGAAAACGAGCUGUGUUUCCUGAUGACAUGCCCACCCUGAGUGCCUUACCAUGGGAAGAACGAGAAAAGAUUUUGUCUUCCAUGGGAAAUGAUGACAAGUCAUCAAUUGCUGGCUCAGAAGAUGCUGAACCUCUUGCUCCACCCAUCAAACCAAUUAAGCCUGUCACCAGAAACAAGGCCCCUCAGGAACCUCCAGUAAAGAAAGGACGAAGAUCAAGGCGCUGUGGGCAGUGUCCUGGCUGCCAGGUGCCUGAGGACUGUGGAGUUUGCACUAAUUGCUUAGACAAGCCCAAGUUUGGUGGCCGCAAUAUAAAGAAGCAGUGCUGCAAGAUGCGAAAAUGUCAGAAUCUACAAUGGAUGCCUUCCAAAGCCUACCUUCAGAAGCAAGCUAAAGCUGUGAAAAAGAAAGAGAAAAAGUCUAAGACCACUGAAAAGAAAGAAAGCAAAGAGAGCACUAUUGUGAAAAGCUUGGUGGACUCUAGUCAGAAACCUCCCCCAUCAGCACGUGAGGAUCCUGCCCCAAAGAAGAGCAGCAAUGAGCCUCCACCUCGAAAGCCAGUGGAGGAAAAGAUUGAAGAAGGGAAUGCCCCUGCACCCGGGCCUGAGCCCAAACAAGUCACCACUCCUGCUUCUAGGAAGUCCAGCAAGCAGGUCUCCCAGACAGCACCAGUCAUCCCCCCUCAGCCACCUAGCACAGCACCACCAAGGAAAGAGAUUCCCAAGAUCACUCCGAGUGAGCCUAAGAAAAAGCAGCCUGUACCACCAGAGUCAGGUCCAGAGCAAAGCAAACCGAAAAAAGUGGCUCCCCGCCCAAGUAUUCCUGUAAAACAAAAACCAAAAGAAAAGGAAAAACCUCCUCCAGUCAAUAAGCAGGAGAAUACAGGCACUUUGAACAUACUCAGCACUCUCUCAAAUGGCAAUAGUUCUAAGCAAAAAAUCCCUGCAGAUGGAGUCCACAGGAUCAGAGUGGACUUUAAGGAGGAUUGUGAAGCAGAAAACGUGUGGGAGAUGGGAGGCUUAGGAAUCUUGACCUCCGUUCCUAUAACACCCAGGGUGGUUUGCUUUCUCUGUGCCAGUAGUGGGCAUGUAGAAUUUGUGUAUUGCCAAGUGUGUUGUGAGCCCUUCCACAAGUUUUGUUUAGAGGAGAACGAGCGCCCUCUGGAGGACCAGCUGGAAAAUUGGUGUUGUCGUCGAUGCAAGUUCUGUCAUGUUUGUGGAAGGCAGCAUCAGGCUACAAAGCAACUGCUGGAGUGUAAUAAGUGCCGAAACAGCUAUCACCCUGAGUGCCUGGGACCAAACUAUCCCACCAAACCCACAAAGAAAAAGAAAGUUUGGGUGAGUACGCACAUUAUGCUGUUUCAGAAAGAAUUUGCUGAGGAUCAAACCCCAUGCCAUACAUGUGCUAGCACUACUGCAGUCUUUACUCUGCUUUCAGGAAACUUCUGCCCUCUCUGUGACAAGUGUUAUGAUGAUGAUGACUAUGAGAGUAAGAUGAUGCAGUGUGGGAAGUGUGAUCGCUGGGUCCAUUCCAAAUGUGAGAAUCUUUCAGGUACAGAAGAUGAGAUGUAUGAGAUUCUAUCUAAUUUGCCGGAAAGUGUGGCCUACACUUGUGUCAACUGUACUGAGCGGCAUCCUGCUGAGUGGCGACUGGCUCUUGAAAAAGAACUACAGAUUUCUCUGAAGCAAGUUCUGACAGCCUUGUUGAAUUCACGGACUACCAGCCAUUUGCUACGCUACCGGCAGGCUGCGAAGCCUCCAGACUUAAACCCUGAGACAGAGGAGAGUAUACCUUCUCGAAGCUCUCCAGAAGGACCUGAUCCCCCAGUUCUUACUGAGGUCAGCAAGCAGGAUGAUCAACAGCCUUUAGAUCUGGAGGGAGUCAAGAGGAAAAUGGACCAGGGGAGCUACACAUCUGUGUUGGAGUUCAGUGAUGAUAUCGUGAAGAUCAUUCAAGCAGCCAUUAAUUCAGAUGGAGGGCAGCCAGAGAUUAAAAAAGCCAACAGCAUGGUCAAGUCCUUCUUUAUUCGGCAAAUGGAACGAGUUUUUCCAUGGUUCAGCGUCAAAAAGUCAAGGUUUUGGGAGCCAAAUAAAGUGUCAAGCAACAGUGGGAUGUUACCAAACGCAGUGCUUCCACCUUCACUUGACCAUAAUUAUGCUCAGUGGCAGGAGCGAGAGGAAAACAGCCACACUGAGCAGCCUCCUUUAAUGAAGAAAAUCAUUCCAGCUCCCAAACACAAAGGGCCUGGAGAACCAGACUCACCAACUCCUCUACAUCCUCCUACUCCACCAAUUUUGAGUACUGACAGGAGCCGAGAAGACAGUCCAGAGCUGAACCCACCCCCAGGCAUAGAAGAUAAUAGACAGUGUGCAUUAUGUUUAAUGUACGGUGAUGACAGUGCUAAUGAUGCUGGCCGUUUGCUAUACAUUGGCCAAAAUGAAUGGACACAUGUAAAUUGUGCUUUGUGGUCAGCGGAAGUGUUUGAAGAUGAUGAUGGUUCACUAAAGAAUGUGCAUAUGGCUGUGAUCAGAGGCAAGCAGCUGCGAUGUGAAUUCUGCCAAAAGCCAGGAGCCACUGUGGGUUGCUGUCUUACAUCCUGCACCAGCAACUAUCAUUUCAUGUGUUCCCGAGCCAAGAACUGUGUCUUCCUGGAUGAUAAAAAAGUGUAUUGCCAACGACAUCGGGAUUUGAUCAAAGGCGAGGUGGUUCCUGAGAAUGGAUUUGAAGUUUUUAGAAGAGUGUUUGUGGACUUUGAAGGAAUCAGCUUGAGAAGGAAGUUCCUCAAUGGUUUAGAACCAGAAAAUAUCCACAUGAUGAUUGGCUCAAUGACGAUUGACUGCUUAGGAAUUCUGAAUGAUCUCUCUGACUGUGAAGACAAGCUCUUUCCUAUUGGAUAUCAGUGUUCCCGGGUGUACUGGAGCACCACAGAUGCUCGCAAGCGCUGUGUGUACACGUGCAAGAUAGUGGAAUGCCGUCCUCCAGUUGUAGAGCCAGAUAUCAACAGCACUGUUGAACACGAUGAAAAUCGGACCAUUGCCCACAGUCCAUCAUCAAUUUCAGAAAGUUCAUCUAAAGAGAGUCAAAGUACAGCUGAAAUUCUAAGUCCUCCAUCACCAGACCGACCUCCUCAUUCACAAACCUCUAGCUCCUGUUAUUAUCAUGUCAUCUCAAAGGUCCCUAGGAUUCGAACACCCAAUUACUCUCCUACACAGAGAUCCCCUGGCUGUCGGCCAUUGCCUUCUGCAGGAAGUCCUACCCCAACUACUCAUGAAAUAGUCACAGUAGGUGAUCCUUUACUCUCCUCUGGACUGAGAAGCAUUGGCUCCAGGCGACACAGUACUUCUUCCUUGUCACCCCAGCGGUCUAAGCUCCGGAUAAUGUCUCCAAUGAGAACUGGGAAUACUUACUCCAGGAAUAGUGUUUCCUCAGCCUCCACCAUCGGGACCCCUACAGAUCCUGAGUCAAGUGCCAAAGCAGUUGAUCAUAACUUAGGGCCACUGAAUUCAAGUGCUACCGUAGGGCACAGCACUCCCACAUCUUCAAGUUUGCAAAGGACAGUAGUCACUAUAGGCUCUAAAACCAGUCACUUGGAUGGAUCUUCAUCUUCAGAAACGAAGCAUUCUGGUGCUUCAGAUGUGACAUCCAAGGGCUCCUCUUUAAAGGGAGAAAAAAUCAAAAUGCUGAGUUCCAAGAGUUCAGAGGGAUCUGCACAUAACCUGGCUUACCCUGGAAUUCCUAAAUUAGCUCCACAGGUUCAUAACACAGCUUCUGGAGAAUUAAAUGCUAGUAAAAUCAGCAAUUUUGCUGAACCUUCUUCAGCGCCAUUUUCUUCUAAAGAGGCCCUCUCCUUCCCCCAACUCCAUUUGAGAGGACAAAGGAAUGAUCGAGACCAACACACAGAUUCUACCCAACUGACUAAUCCUUCUCCAGAUGAAGAUACUGAAAUCAAAACCUUAAAGCUUUCUGGAGUGAGCAACAGAUCAUCCAUUAUCAGUGAACAUGUGGCAUCUAGUUCCAGAGACAGGAGACAAAAGGGGAAAAAGUCUUGUAAAGAAAUUUUCAAAGAAAAGCAUGCCAGUAAAUCUUUUUUGGAACCUGGACAGGUGACAACUGGUGAGGAAGGAAACCUAAAGCCAGAAUAUGUGGAUGAGGUUUUGACUUCUGAAUUUAUGGGGCAACGGCCAUGUAAUAAUGUUUCUUCUGAUAAGAUUGGAGAUAAAGUCCUUUCUGUUUCAGGAGUCCCCAAAGUUCCAUCCAUGCAAGUAGAAGGAUCUGCCAAGGAAUUACAAGCACCCCGGAAACGCACAGUCAAAGUGACAUUGACACCUUUAAAAAUGGAAAGUGAAAAUCAGUCCAAAAAUGCACUGAAAGAAAGUGGUCCUGCCUCCCCUUUGCAAAUAGAGUCAGCAUCACCAACAGAACCAGUUUCAGUUUCCGAAAGUUCAGGAGAUGGGCCAGUGGCUCAACCAAGCCCCAAUAAUGUCUCAUCCCAGGAUUCUCAAAGUAACAACUAUCAGAAUCUUCCGGUACAGGACAGAAACUUAAUGCUUCCAGAUGGCCCCAAAGCUCAGGAGGAUGGCUCUUUUAAGAGGAGAUAUCCCCGUCGCAGCGCCCGUGCACGUUCUAACAUGUUCUUUGGGCUAACCCCACUGUAUGGAGUCAGAUCCUAUGGCGAAGAAGAUAUUCCAUUCUAUAGCAGCUCCACCGGGAAGAAGCGAGGCAAGAGAUCAGCUGAAGGGCAGGUGGAUGGGGCCGAUGACUUGAGCACUUCAGAUGAGGACGACUUGUAUUACUACAACUUCACAAGAACAGUCAUUUCUUCAGGUGGAGAAGAACGGCUGGCAUCCCAUAAUUUAUUUCGGGAAGAGGAGCAAUGCGAUCUUCCAAAAAUUUCACAGUUGGAUGGUGUUGAUGAUGGGACAGAGAGUGAUACCAGUGUCACAGCAACAACAAGGAAGAGCAGCCAGAUUCCAAAAAGAAGUAGUAAAGAAAAUGGAACAGAAAACUUAAAGAUUGAUCGACCUGAAGAUGCUGGAGAAAAAGAACAUGUCAUUAAGAGUUCUGUUGGCCACAAAAAUGAGCCAAAGAUGGAUAACUGUCAUUCAGUAAGCAGAGUUAAAACACAGGGACAGGAUUCCUUAGAAGCUCAGCUCAGCUCAUUGGAGUCAAGCCGCAGGGUCCACACAAGUACCCCCUCAGACAAAAAUUUACUGGACACCUACAAUACUGAGCUUCUGAAAUCAGAUUCAGACAAUAACAACAGUGAUGACUGUGGGAAUAUCCUGCCUUCAGACAUUAUGGACUUUGUACUGAAGAAUACUCCAUCCAUGCAGGCUUUGGGUGAGAGCCCAGAGUCAUCUUCCUCAGAACUCCUGAAUCUUGGUGAAGGUUUGGGUCUUGAUAGUAAUCGGGAAAAGGACAUGGGUCUUUUUGAGGUAUUUUCUCAGCAGCUGCCCACAACAGAGCCUGUGGACAGUAGUGUCUCUUCCUCUAUCUCAGCAGAGGAGCAGUUUGAGUUGCCUCUAGAGCUGCCAUCUGAUCUCUCUGUCCUGACCACCCGAAGUCCUACGGUCCCUAGCCAGAAUCCCGGUAGACUGGCUGUCAUCUCAGACUCAGGAGAGAAGCGAGUAACCAUCACAGAGAAAUCUGUAGCCCCCACUGAAGGUGACUCAGCACUGCUAAGUCCAGGAGUAGAUCCUACUCCUGAAGGCCACAUGACUCCUGAUCACUUUAUCCAAGGACACAUGGAUGCAGACCACAUCUCCAGCCCUCCUUGUGGUUCAGUGGAGCAAGGUCACGGCAACAGUCAAGAUUUAACUCGAAAUAGUAGCACCCCUAGCCUUCAGGUACCGGUUUCCCCUACUGUUCCCAUCCAGAACCAGAAGUAUGUGCCCAAUUCUACUGAUAGUCCCGGCCCAUCUCAGAUUUCUAAUGCAGCUGUCCAGACCACUCCACCCCACCUGAAACCAGCCACUGAGAAACUCAUUGUUGUUAACCAGAACAUGCAGCCACUUUAUGUUCUCCAAACUCUUCCAAAUGGAGUGACCCAAAAAAUCCAGUUGACCUCUUCUGUUAGUUCUACACCCAGUGUGAUGGAGACAAAUACUUCAGUAUUGGGACCCAUGGGAGGUGGCCUCACCCUAACCACAGGACUAAAUCCAAGCUUGCCAACUUCUCAACCUCUGUUCCCUCCUGCUAGCAAAGGAUUGCUCCCCAUGCCUCAUCACCAGCACUUACAUUCCUUCCCUGCAGCUACUCAAAGUAGUUUCCCACCCAACAUCAGCAGUCCUCCUUCAGGCCUACUUAUUGGGGUUCAGCCUCCUCCAGAUCCCCAGCUUUUGGUUUCAGAAGCCAGCCAGAGGACAGACCUCAAUACCACAGUAGCCACUCCUUCCUCUGGACUCAAGAAAAGACCCAUAUCUCGUCUACAUACCCGAAAGAAAAAACUUGCUCCCUCUAGUACCCCUUCAAACAUUGCCCCCUCUGAUGUGGUUUCUAAUAUGACAUUGAUUAACUUCACACCCUCCCAGCUCUCAAAUCAUCCCAAUCUAUUAGAUUUGGGGUCACUUAAUACUUCAUCUCAUCGAACUGUCCCCAACAUCAUAAAAAGAUCUAAAUCUGGCAUCAUGUAUUUUGAACAGGCACCCCUAUUACCACCACAGAGUGUGGGAGGAACUGCUGCCACAGCAGUGGGCACAUCAACAAUAAGCCAAGACACUAGCCACCUCACAUCAGGGCCUGGUUCUGGCUUGGCAUCCAGUUCCUCCGUCUUGAAUGUGGUAUCCAUGCAAACUACAACAACUCCUACAAGUAGUGCAUCAGUUCCAGGACAUGUCACCUUAACUAACCCGAGGUUGCUUGGUACUCCAGAUAUUGGUUCAAUAAGCAAUCUUCUAAUCAAAGCCAGCCAGCAGAGCCUGGGCAUUCAGGAACAGCCUGUGGCUCUACCACCAAGUUCAGGAAUGUUUCCACAAAUGGCGACAUCACAGACUCCCUCUACUGCUGCAAUGACUGCAGCAUCUAGCAUCUGUGUGCUCCCCUCUUCUCAGACAGCAGGCUUGACGGCUCCAUCACCAGCUGGCGAGGCAGAAGAACAUUACCAGCUUCAGCAUGUGAACCAGCUCCUGGCCAGCAAAGCCGGGAUCCUUUCUUCCCAGCGUGACCUUGAUUCUGCUUCUGGGACCCAGGUAUCCAACUUCACCCAGACAGUAGAUGCUCCUAAUAAUGUGGGGCUAGAGCAGAACAAGGCUUUACCCUCAGCCAUGCAAGCCAGCUCAGCCUCUCCAGGGGGCUCUCCAUCCUCUGGACAGCAGUCAGGGAGCCCCUCAGUGCCGGCCCCCACUAAACCCAAACCAAAAAUCAAACGGAUUCAGCUGCCCCUGGAUAAAGGGAAUGGCAAGAAGCACAAAGUUUCCCAUUUGAGGACCAGUUCUUCUGAAGCACACAUUCCAGACCAAGAAGCCAACACAGCAUCCCUGACCUCAGUCAUAGGGACUCCAGGAGCAGAGGCUGAGCAGCAGGAUACAGCUAAUAUGGAACAGUCUUCACAAAAGGAAUGUGGGCAGCCUGCAGGACAAGCAGCUAUUCCAGAGAUUCCAGUAACCCAAAAUCCAGCAAAUGAGCAAGAAAGUACAGAACCUAAAGCAGUAGAAGAAGAAGAAAGUAAUUUCAGCUCUCCACUGAUGCUUUGGCUCCAGCAAGAACAAAAGCGGAAGGAAAGCAUAGCUGAGAAAAAGCCCAAGAAAGGACUAGUUUUUGAAAUUUCAAGUGAUGAUGGCUUUCAAAUCUGUGCAGAAAGUAUUGAAGAUGCCUGGAAAUCACUGACAGAUAAAGUCCAGGAAGCUCGAUCAAAUGCCCGCCUGAAGCAGCUCUCAUUUGCAGGUGUUAACGGUUUGAGGAUGCUGGGGAUUCUCCACGAUGCAGUUGUAUUCCUGAUUGAGCAGCUAUCUGGUGCCAAGCACUGUCGGAAUUAUAAAUUCCGUUUCCACAAACCUGAGGAGGCCAAUGAACCCCCCUUAAACCCUCAUGGCUCAGCCAGGGCUGAAGUCCACCUGAGGCAAUCAGCAUUUGACAUGUUUAACUUCCUGGCUUCUAAACAUCGACAGCCACCUGAAUACAACCCAAACGAUGAGGAAGAGGAAGAGGUACAGCUAAAGUCAGCUCGGAGUCUUACAUGGAGAGGGUACCCUUCUUUCCUUUUACCUAAGUGUUUCAGGGCACUCUCUGUGCCUGCUCUUUGUUCCACCUUCUGUCCUAGGUCUCCCAUCCAUGGCCGGGGGCUUUUCUGCAAGAGAAACAUAGAUGCUGGAGAGAUGGUCAUUGAAUAUGCUGGCAACGUCAUCCGCUCCAUCCAGACUGACAAGCGGGAGAAGUAUUAUGAUAGCAAGGGCAUUGGUUGCUACAUGUUCCGAAUUGAUGACUCAGAGGUGGUAGAUGCCACCAUGCAUGGAAAUGCUGCACGCUUCAUCAAUCACUCAUGUGAGCCAAACUGCUACUCUCGGGUCAUCAACAUUGAUGGGCAGAAGCACAUUGUCAUCUUUGCCAUGCGUAAAAUCUACCGUGGAGAGGAACUCACUUAUGACUAUAAGUUCCCCAUUGAGGAUGCGAGCAACAAGCUGCCCUGCAACUGUGGCGCCAAGAAGUGCCGGAAGUUCCUAAAUUAAAGCUGCUCUCCUCCCCCUGUGCUGGAGUCCUAGGACCCAGGGCCAUCCAAAGCAAUGCUAAGGCCUUUUCCAGCAUCUAGGAGCUCCAGGAUUGAGCCGGCACAAUUGAGGGGCCUCCGUGAUGGCAUCACACCCUAUGUCCCAUAUUCACAUCAUUAUGUGAUCGUAGUCCUGGGGAAGAGAGGAGGUCUUGAAGAUCCUUGAUUGGCUUUUUCCUAGGGCCCCCUGUUUGCUAUUAAAAGUGGGAAACAGGUUCCCUAGGAGAUUUAUCUGGAAGGAGCCUACAGAGGGUUAGUUAUAUGGUAGAUGAGGCCUGAGCAUCUCAGAGAACAAGUUGUCAUCCUUGUCUUGGCCCUUUCCCAAGCACUAUAAGUGAGGGGUCAGGCAAGACCCCAGAUGCAGGGCUGGUUGGAUACCUAAUAGUUUGCUCAUCAGGCCCCAAGUGUGGCCGUCUGUUGAACAAAUAGAGAAGGUCUGGUGAUUUUUCCCUACUAUCUUCCCACUUAAGAGUUCACUUCCAGUUGGGAGACAAGAUUCCUAGCAUCUCUGGUGUCAAAAGGCUGUCUUGGGGUUGUGCCAAUUAAUUACCAAACAUUGAGCCUGUGGGCUUUGAGUGGGAGUGUUACCCCAGUGGGCCUUAUCUCAGCCAAUUACCUUUCUUGACAGUAGGAGCGGCUUCCCUCUUCCAUUCCUUCUCUUCACUCUACUUUCUUCCCUUUCCCUGUCCUUCAUCCCACUGCUUUCCAUUUCUUUCUGGGUGGUAGGGGAGAUUGACUCCCUGCUCAAGGACACUCCCUGUUGGGCGUAGGAUGUGCCUACAAAAAGUUCCCUGAGCCUGUAAGCACUCCAGGUGGGGAAGUGGACAGGAGCCAUUGGCCAUAACCAGACAGAAUUUGGAGAAGUUUUCAUAAAGCUCCUCUGAGAGUUUUAAAGAAAUAUAUGUAGCAUGAUUUUUUAGAAGAGGAUAAAGGUUAUUUAAAUAGGAUUUGAUCAUGCAACAACCAGAGUGUCACAACCAGGACAACCCCUGGGCCCCAUUCCUAGGGCGUGGUUACUUUGUUUUCCCCAUGUUAAGACAUAGGAAGACUUAAUUUCUAAAUGGUCAGCGACCAAUUGAUGGCAGAACACUAAUCAUAUUUCCAGGCCCAAAACUUGGGGACUAGACCACCUUGUGUUGAGGGACCUCUGCCACCUGUGCGCAAUCCAUGGAUGAAGUAAAUUAAAUGACACUACUGCCCUGAUUACUCCUUAGGAUGUCGUCAAAAUAGCAUCAAAUGUUUCUCCUCUUUCUUCCCCCAAGACAGUCCUGAACCUGUUAAAUUAAGUCAUUGGAUUUUACUCUGUUCUGUUUACAGUUUACUAUUUAAGGUUUUAUAAAUGUAAAUAUAUUUUGUAUAUUUUUCUAUGAGAAGCACUUCAUAGGGAGAAGCACUUAUGACAAGGCUAUUUUUUAAACUGCGGUAUUAUCCUAAUUUAAAAGAAGAUCGGUUUUUAAUAAUUUUUUAUUUUCAUAGGAUGAAGUUAGAGAAAAUAUUCAGCUGUACACAAAGUCUGGUUUUUUUCCUGCCCAACUUCCCCCUGGAAGGUGUACUUUUUGUUGUUCCAUGUGUAGCUUGUUUGUGCCCUGUUGACGUAAUGUUCCCUGGGUCUGCUCUUUGACAUAAUGGAGAAGGAAGGUCACCCAGCUCCAUUAAGCCACUCCCCUCCUUCCACACUGAAGCUCCUCAAAAGGCUACUGUAGUAUGUUAACACACCAGUUUCUUCUCUUCUUUCCCACACUGUCCCUCUGUCUCUGGCACUGGCCCCAGAGUAGUGAAAGGCAGUGCUCUUUUGCGUUUCCCUCAUCUUUACUACUUCAGAGUUAGCAACUAACAAGUUAAAUGCACCUUGACAUUCUUCAUCACCAUCUGCCUCAUAGAUCACCUCCUUUCCUUUCCCUCUGCCCACCAAGUCCUCAUAUCUGCAAAGAACCCAUUGAUUCCCUUGUGCCCUCUUUUGGGGCAGCCCGUUGAAACUGAAGCACAGUCUGACCACUCACGAUAAAGCAGAUUUUUCUCUGCCCCUGCCACAAGAUUUCAGAGUAGUGCAGUCCAAGUUGAGGCUGGGGCACCCUUUUCUUGCCACAAGAAGCCCAUUCCUCUGUUAAGUCUAGCAAAGCAAUACGACUCAGCCCAGCACUCUCUGCCCCAGGACUCAUGGCUCUGCUGUGCCUUCCAUCCUGGGCUCCCUUUCCUUCUGUGACCUUAAGAACUUUGUCUGGUGGCUUUGCUGGAACAUUGUCACUAUUUCCACUGUCAUGCAGGGGAGCCCAGCACUGUGGCCAGGAUGGCAGAAUUUCUUGUCAUCGUGGAGAAGUGCCAGCAGGGGACUGGGGAAAAGCACUCUACCCAGACCUCACCUCCCUUCCUCCUUUUGCCCAUGAACAAGAUGCAGUGGCCCGAGGGGGUCCACUAGUGUCUGGUUUCCUUUAUUAUUGCACUGUGUGAGGUUUUUUUGUAAAUCCUUGUAUUCCUAGUUUUGUUUUUAAGAAAAAAAAAAAAACCUUAAGCUGCAUUUGUUACUGAAAUGAAUAAUGCACUGAUGGGUCAUGAAUUCACCUUGAGAAAGACCCAAAGGCCAGUCUGAGGGUGGGGGAAACUCAGCUAAAUAGACCUAGUUACUGCCCUGCUAGGCCAUGCUGUACUGUGAGCCCCCUCCUCCUCCUCUUUCUAUAAUCCCAAACCCUGAGGUCAGGGGAGGAACCUACACCUUUCCUUCUCCUGCCAGCUGCAGAUUGUUUGCCUUGCCUUUCCACCCCCAACCGUCAACCACAGAAAUGAGAAAUCCCUCUUAACAGCUCAGCCUUGAGUCCAUUGCCAAAAUGUCAGCAUACCUGCCAGCAACUUGGAGAAUAAGCUAAGGUUUCCCUGUGGGAGGGAAUGAGGCAAAACGGCAUUUCUAUCUCCAAAACAUGUCCGUGAGUUUGUUUAGAAAGUGACCAAGGGAAUUUUCGCACAGAAAUGCAGAUUGAGGAAUUGUGGUGGGUCAUUCCCAAGAAUCCCCCAAGGGGCACCUCAGAUCCCUAAGGAAUAACAGCUGCAAACCUUGUCAGUUCUCAGUGAGAGCCAGCUCACUCAACGCUUUGCUGCUAGAACCUGUUGUGGCUGCAUUUCCUGGUGGCCAGUAACAACUGUGUAACCAGAAAAGCUGCAUGGCACUGACCCUUUGGCCGGAACCUGGUCCCUUGGCUCCCUCUGUUGAUACCCACCAUGUCCAACACAACCCCUCUUUCUGUUUUUAGACCAGUAACAAGAAUUAAGGGGAAGCCCUGGCACUAUAUGUUUUCAUCCAGACUCCUUUUGCCAGGACCCAGCCCACCACCCUGCUUUCCUCUGUCAACGCCACCACCACUACCACCCCCCCGCCCGCCGGCCAAUGCAGUGAGCGCCAUGCAGCCAUCUUGAGUUAAAAAAAAAAAAAAAAAAAAAUACAACACACACAUACACAUACACACACUUUUAAUGAAUGUAUCUUUCUAAAG